AUGUCAAAAGCUAAUGGGCAAGAUUUCAUCAAUGAAGUUGCUACAAUCGGAAGGAUUCAUCAUGUUAAUGUUGUGAGACUUGUUAGAUUUUGUAUACAGAGAUCAAAAUGGGCUCUUGUAUAUGACUUCAUGCCAAAUGGGUCUCUUGAUAAGUUUGUUUUUCUUGACCAAGGAAACAACAUUCCCUUGAAUUGGGAAAGAUUAUACAAGAUUGCACUUGGAGUGGGACGUGGGAUUGAAUACUUACAUCAGGGAUGUGACAUGCAAAUUCUCCAUUUUGAUAUCAAGCCACACAACAUUCUUCUUGAUGAAGACUUCACACCAAAAGUUUCAGAUUUUGGUCUUGCAAAAUUAUAUUCAACAAAUGAUAGUAUCGUAUCCAUCACUGCUGCUAGAGGAACCUUGGGCUACAUUGCUCCUAAAUUAUUCUACAAAAACAUUGGAGGUGUAUCAUUUAAGGUUGAUGUUUAUAGUUUUGGAAUGUUGUUAUUGGAAAUGGUAGGGAAAAGGAAGAAUGUUAACACAUUUGCAAAACAUUCAAGUCAAAUGUAUUUCACAUCAUGGAUUUAUAAAUAUGAUCAAGAAGAGGACAUGGAAAUGGGAGAUGCCACUGAGGAGGAAAAAAGGUAUGUAAGGAAAAUGGUGAUAGUUGCACUAUGGUGUAUACAAAUGAAGCAUGUAGAUCGUCCUUCAAUGAGCCAAGCAUUGGAGAUGCUUGAAGGAGAGGUUGAACUCUUGAACAUGCCUCCUAAGCCAACUCUAUGGUCUAUUGAUAAUCAUGAGCAAUUCAUGGUAGAGGCAUCAACUUCAUCAUCGAAUUCCAUGGGUACAAUUACCUUAAAUGGAAGGUAG
This is a messenger RNA of Vitis vinifera (wine grape), 852 nucleotides long. Its product is annotated as rust resistance kinase Lr10-like. Gene Ontology annotation, biological process: protein phosphorylation. Bases 1 to 852 code for a protein of 283 amino acids. The transcript has a single exon. Lineage: Eukaryota; Viridiplantae; Streptophyta; Magnoliopsida; Vitales; Vitaceae. Gene Ontology annotation, molecular function: ATP binding; protein kinase activity. The record is from RefSeq and is a predicted model, not a curated record.